AUGCUGUCCAAAACAGGACAAAACAACGACCGGCUCAUUAAGAGGGCAGCCCAGGGUGGAGGUCACAGGACGUUACUGUAUGGACAUGCUGUCCUCCUACGACACUCCUUCAGUGGAAUGUACCUGACAUGUUUGAAGACGUCGAGAUCUCUGACGGACAAGCUGUCUUUUGAUGUUGGACUGCAGGAGGACUCCACAGGUGAAGCUUGUUGGUGGACCAUCCACCCUGCUUCUAAACAAAGGUCAGAGGGCGAGAAGGUUCGCAUCGGCGAUGACCUCAUCCUCGUCAGCGUGUCGUCAGAGCGUUACCUCCACCUUUCCAUCUCCAAUGGCAACGUCCAGGUGGAUGCCUCCUUCAUGCAGACGUUGUGGAAUGUCCAUCCUACCUGUUCUGGGAGCAGUGUGGAGGAAGGAUAUCUUCUUGGUGGUCAUGUGAUGCGUUUGUUUCACGGUCACGAUGAAGUUCUGACCAUCCCAGGAUCAGACCAGAGCGAAGAGCAGCAAAGGAUAGUGAAUUAUGAGACGGGAAAAGCAGGCGCUAAGGCCAGGUCUCUCUGGAGGCUGGAGCCGCUGAGGAUCAGCUGGAGUGGCAGUCACAUUCGAUGGGGACAGCCUUUCCGACUACGCCACCUUACCACGGGACACUACCUGGCGCUGACGGAGGACAGGGGCGUGGUUUUACAGGACCGGGAGAAGUCAGACACCGCCUCAACUGCCUUCUGCUUCCGAGCGUCUAAGGAGAAAGUAGAGUCCAGCCCCAAACGUGAUAUCGAGGGCAUGGGAGUAGCUGAGAUUAAGUACGGAGACUCGCUCUGUUUUGUCAUGCACGUGGCCACAGGACUGUGGCUUUCUUACCAGGCUCCCGACGUCAAAUCAGCUCGCCUGGGGCCUCUCAAGAGACGAGCAUGCCUUCACUCAGAGGGACACAUGGACGAUGGGCUGACCCUGCAACGCUGUCAGCAUGAGGAGUCUCGUGCCGCACGCAUCAUACGCAACACCACAAGACUCUUCAGCCGUUUCAUCAGAGACCUGGACAACCUGAGUGGGAAGAACCGUGUGGCGUUCCCUCUGCCCAUUGAAGAGGUUCUACAGACCCUCAAUGACCUCAUCACCUACUUUCAGUUGCCCGAUGCUGAGCUGGAACACGAGGAGAAACAGAUCAAGUUGCGUUCUCUGAAGAACCGCCAGAACCUCUUCAAACAGGAGGGCAUGCUGACUCUGGUGUCUAACUGCAUUGAUCGGCUGAGCGUGUAUAACAGUGCUGCCCAUUUUGGAGAGUGUGGGGGGGAGGCAGCAGGAGCGGCCUGGAAAGACAUCCUCAACCUGCUCUAUCAGCUACUGGCUGCUCUGAUUUGUGGGAACCGGAAUAAUUGCACACAGUUCUCCCAAAACCUGGAUUGGCUGGUCAGUAAGCUGGAGAGGCUAGAGUCCUCUUCAGGGAUACUGGAAGUCCUCCACUGCAUCCUAAUCGAAAGCCCCGAGGCACUAAACAUCAUUCAGAGAACACACAUUAAAUCCAUCAUUUCGCUGCUGUACAAACACGGACGCAACCACAAGAUACUGGACGUGCUUUGCUCUCUGUGCGUUUGCAAUGGAGUGGCUGUACGAGCCAAUCAGAAUCUCAUUUGCGAUCACCUGCUCCCAAAGAGGGAUCUGCUGCUCCAAACGCGAUUGGUCAAUGAUGUCCAGAGCAUGAGGCCUAACAUCUUUGUGGGGGUGAGCGAGGGCUCGGCUCAGUACAAGAAAUGGUACUUUGAGCUGAUGAUCGACCAGGUGGAGCAUUUCUUGACUAAUGAGCCUUCUCACCUGCGCGUGGGCUGGGCCUCCACGAAAGGCUACGCCCCUUACCCCGGAGGCGGAGAGGGCUGGGGAGGCAACGGAGUCGGGGACGACCUCUACUCCUACGGCUUUGAUGGCCUUCACCUGUGGUCAGGGCGAAUCCCGAGGAGGGUGGCCUCAGUAAACCAGCACAUCCUGACCUCUGAUGACGUGGUGAGCUGCUGCAUGGAUCUAGGUGCUCCCAGCAUCUCCUUCAGGAUCAACGGCCAACCCGUCCAGGGCAUGUUCGAGAACUUCAACAUCGAUGGGCUCUUCUUUCCAGUCGUCUCCUUCUCUGCCGGCGUCAAGGUCCGUUUCCUCUUGGGUGGUCGCCACGGCGAUUUUAAGUUCCUGCCGCCGUCUGGCUAUGCACCGUGCUACGAGGCUCUGCUGCCUAAGGAGAAGAUGCGAGUGGAGCCGGUGAAAGAGUACAAGAGAGACGCUGAUGGAGUCAGAGACUUACUGGGAACGACCCAGUUCAUGUCUCAGGCCUCUUUCAUCCCCACACCCGUAGACACGUCUCAGAUCGUGAUGCCUCCGCAUCUGGAGAAGGUGCGAGACAGACUGGCUCAGAACAUCCAUGAACUGUGGGGCAUGAAUAAGAUCGAACUGGGCUGGUCGUACGGCAAGAUAAGGGAUGAUAAUAAGAGACAACAUCCCUGCCUAGUGGAUUUCUCCAAGCUACCUGAGACUGAAAAAAACUAUAACCUUCAGAUGUCCACGGAAACUUUGAAGACGUUACUGGCUUUGGGUUGCCAUGUGGUUCAAGUUAAGGUCAAUGCAGAGGAAGACCUGAGGAAAAUCAAACUGCCGAAGAACUACAUGAUGUCGAAUGGUUACAAACCCGCGCCGUUGGAUCUUUCCGAGGUCAAACUGACCCCCAGUCAAGAACUUCUGGUUGACAAGCUGGCUGAGAAUGCCCACAACGUGUGGGCAAAGGAUCGGAUCAAACAGGGCUGGACUUAUGGCAUUCAGCAGGAUCUGAAGAGCAAACGCAAUCCUCGUCUGGUUCCAUAUGCCUUAUUAGAUGAACGCACAAAGAAGUCAAACAGGGACAGCCUUCGGGAAGCUAUCCGCACGCUCAUUGGAUACGGAUACAACAUCGAGCCCCCCGAUCAGGAGGGUGGUCAUGUGGUAGAGAGGCUAAGCAUAGAUAAAAUCCGUUUUUUCCGCGUGGAGAGAACGUACGCCGUGAAGACGGGGAAGUGGUAUUUCGAGUUUGAGGCGGUGACGGGGGGAGACAUGCGUGUGGGGUGGGCACGACCAGGCUGCAGACCCGACGUGGAGCUGGGUUCGGACGACCAGGCCUACGUGUUUGACGGCUACAGGGGUCACCGCCUACACAUGGGCAGCCGUUUCUUUGGCCGAUGUUGGCAUGCCGGAGACGUGGUGGGAUGCAUGAUCAACAUGGAAGACAAAUCCAUGAUCUUCACUCUCAACGGAGAGAUUCUCAUCACCAACAAAGGCUCCGAGCUCUGCUUCGCCGACUUUGAGAUGGAAGACGGUUUCAUUCCUGUGUGUAGUCUGGGUCUGUCACAGGUGGGCAGAAUGAACCUGGGAAAAGAUGCCAGCACCUUCAAAUACUAUACCAUGUGUGGUCUCCAGGAGGGUUUUGAACCAUUUGCGGUCAAUAUGAACCGAGAGGUCACCAUGUGGUUCAGCAAACGCCUCCCCACUUUCGUCAACGUGCCCAAAGACCACAACCACAUAGCGGUCACCAGGAUUGAUGGGACUAUCGACAGCCCACCCUGUUUGAAAGUCACCCAUAAAACCUUCGGCACUCAGAACAGCAACGCCGACAUGGUCUUCUGCCGACUGAGCAUGCCCGUGGAAUUCCACUCCGCUUUCAAAACCUGUCCCGUCAUAGAUAUGAACGGGAUUCAUGAGGAAGAGUCUUUUAAGCUCAAACACAGACAUCCAGUGAAGUCUCUGAAACACGCUGAAGACGGGAGAAGAACGGAAUACAGCGGCAUAACGAUGUACUACCACUCUGUGAGGGUGUUUGCUGGUCAGGAUCCCUCCUGCGUGUGGGUGGGCUGGGUCACCCCUGACUACCAUUACUAUAGCAACAACUUUAACCUCAGCAAAAACCGGACGGUAACGGUUACCCUGGGAGACGAGCGUGGGCGGGUCCACGAGAGUGUGAGGAGGAGUAACUGCUAUAUGGUAUGGGGUGGAGACAUCACGAACUCCGCCCACUCCUCCAGCCGCAGUAACGUGGAUUUGGAGAUUGGCUGCCUUAUAGAUCUGGCAAGUGGGCUUGUGGCCUUCACCGUCAACGGAAAGGAGCUGGCCACUUCUUACCAGGUGGAACCCAGCACAAAACUAUUCCCCGCUGUUUUCGUGCGUCCCACUAGUUCCAAUCUGUUCCAGUUUGAACUGGGCAAGAUAAAGAACGCGAUGCCACUCUCGUCUGCCAUCUUUAAAAGCGAGCAUAAGAACCCGGUGCCCCAGUGCCCUCCCCGUCUGGACGCCCAGACCAUUAACGCGGUGCUGUGGAGCCGCAUGCCCAACAUCUUUCUGAAGGUGGAGACAGGCCGGGUCAGCGAGAGACACGGCUGGAUGGUCCAGUGCGUGGAGCCGCUACAGAUGCUGGCGGUGCACAUCCCGGAGGAGAACAGGUGUGUUGAUAUUAUGGAGCUGUCAGAACAGGAGGAUUUGAGAAAGUUCCACUACCACACCCUGAAGCUCUACUGCGCCCUCUGUGCAUUGGGCAACACCCGCGUAGCCCACGCCCUCUGCAGCCACUUGGACCAAUCACAGCUCCUCUACACCAUCGACAACCAAUACCUGUCCGGUAUGCUCCGGGAGGGUUUCUACAACGUCCUGAUCAGCGUCCACCUGGAGACGGCCAAGGAGGCUCGACUUAUGAUGAACAACGAGUUCAUCAUCCCCGUCACCGCGGAGACGCGCAGCAUCCGCCUCUUCUCCGACGCCUCCAAGAAGCACCAGCCUCCGGGCGUGGGCCUGAGCACGUCCCUCAAGCCGCGCCUUAACUUCGUCCCUCCCUGUGUCAUCUCCACCAAACGCGACCAGCGCCUGUACAGCCCGGAGAUCCCUCUGGACGUCCUGAAGGAGAAAGCCAUCAGCAUGCUGACGGAGGCGGUGCAGGGGGGAGGGCACCACAUCCGCGACCCCGUCGGCGGGAGUGUGGAGUACCAGUUCGUGCCCAUCCUGAGGCUGAUCGGCACGUUGCUCACCAUGGGCGUGCUCGUCAGCGACGACGUGCACAAGGUCCUGCUCCUCAUCGCUCCCAACGUCUUCGGCGAGCAGAAGGAAGAGGGAGGGGCGGACGCGACGGAGAAAGAAGGAGUGACCAGCGCCGAGGAGAAGGCGGUCGAAGCCGGAGAAGAAGAGGCCAAGGAUUCGAAACAGCCCAUGAAGGGUUUACUGGAGAAAAGACUGCCUGAAUCCGUCAAGCGUCAGAUGUGUGAGCUGCUUCACUAUUUUUGUGACUGUGAGUUGAAGCAUCGCAUCGAGGCCAUCGUGGCGUUCUCUGACAGCUUCGUUUCCAAGCUGCAAUACAAUCAGAAGUUCCGCUACAAUGAGCUAAUGCAAGCCCUCAACAUGUCUGCAGCCGUCACAGCCAAGAAAACCAAGGAGUUUCGGUCGCCCCCACAAGAACAGAUUAACAUGCUGCUGAACUUCAGCAUGGGUGAGGACUGCCCGUGCCCCGAGGACAUUCAAGAAGAGCUCUAUGAUUUCCAUAACGAGCUACGCCUUCACUGUGGAAUCCCCAUGGAAGAGGAGGAAGAGGAGCAGGAUACGUCCUUAAAAGGUCGCCUCCUGGCCUUGGUUUACAAGAUUAAAGGUCAACCGCAGCGAGGUGAAGAGGAGCCUGCGGAGACAGAGCAGGCAGCUCCCUCCAACCUGAAGGAGCUGAUCUCUCAGACAAUGGUGAGCUGGGCCCAGGAGUGCCACAUUCAGGACCCUGAGCUGGUGCGUGUCAUGUUCAGCCUGCUGAGGAGACAGUACGACAGCAUCGGAGAACUGCUCAGAGCCAUGAGGAAGACUUACACCAUCAGCGCUGCCUCCAUACAGGACACCAUCAACCUACUGGCCUCACUGGGCCAGAUCCGCUCUCUGCUCAGCGUACGAAUGGGCAAGGAGGAGGAGCAGCUCAUGAUCGACGGACUCGGUGACAUCAUGAACAACAAAGUGUUCUACCAGCACCCGAAUCUGAUGCGUGUUCUGGGCAUGCAUGAGACGGUCAUGGAAGUCAUGGUCAAUGUGCUCGGUGGAGGAAAGUCCCAGGAAAUUGCUUUUCCCAAAAUGGUGGCCAGCUGCUGUCGGUUCCUGUGCUACUUCUGUCGCAUCAGCCGACAGAACCAGAAGGCGAUGUUUGACCACCUGAGCUACCUGCUGGAGAACAGCAGCGUCGGGCUGGCCUCUCCAUCUAUGCGGGGCUCCACUCCUCUGGAUGUUGCUGCCUCCUCUGUGAUGGACAAUAACGGCCUGGCCCUGGCUCUAGAGGAACCUGACCUAGACAAGGUUGUGACAUACCUUGCAGGCUGUGGACUACAGAGCUGUCCUAUGCUCUUAGCCAAAGGCUACCCUGACAUUGGCUGGAACCCUAUAGAGGGAGAGCGUUACCUGUCCUUCCUACGUUUCGCUGUCUUUGUCAACGGGGAGAGUGUUGAGGAGAACUCGAGCGUUGUUGUGAAGCUGCUGAUUCGUCGGCCGGAGUGUUUUGGCCCCGCCCUCCGCGGAGAGGGAGGGAAUGGGCUCCUGGCUGCCGUGAAGGAGGCCAUCAAAAUCUCGGAGAACCCAGCGCUCGACCUCCCCAGUGCUGCACAGGGCAUUAGCUCAGACGCAUCUACAGAGGAUGAGGAGGAGGAAGAGGUGGUUCACAUGGGCAACGCCAUCAUGUCCUUCUACUCCGCCCUCAUCGACCUGCUGGGACGCUGUGCGCCCGAGAUGCACCUGAUUAACAAGGGCAAAGGUGAGGCGUUAAGAAUCCGCGCCAUCCUCCGAUCACUGGUGCCCACUGAAGACCUGGUUGGCAUCAUCAGUAUUCCGCUCAAAAUGCCUGCUGUAAACAAAGAUGGUACCGUGACAGAACCUGACAUGUCAGCUAGUUUCUGUCCGGACCACAAGGCUCCCAUGGUGCUUUUUCUGGACCGUGUGUACGGCGUCGAGGACCAAAGCUUCCUCCUGCAUCUGCUGGAAGUCGGCUUCUUGCCCGACCUGCGCGCCUCCGCCGCCCUGGACACGGACGCGUUGAGGACCACUGAAACGGCUCUGGCGAUGAACAGGUAUAUCGGCUCGGCCAUGUUGCCCUUGCUAACCCGCUGCGCCUCUCAUUUCGCCGGCACGGAACACCACGCCACCCUGAUCGACUCCACCCUCCACACCAUCUACCGCCUGUCCAAGGGCAGAGCCCUCACCAAAGCCCAGAGAGACGCCAUCGAGGAGUGCCUGUUAGCGAUCUGCAAGCAUUUGCGUCCCUCCAUGCUGCAGCAGCUCCUCCGACGUCUCGUCUUUGACGUGCCCUUGCUGUCUGAGUACUGCAAAAUGCCCCUGAAGUUAUUGACCAAUCACUAUGAGCAGAGUUGGAAAUACUACUGCCUCCCCUCAGGCUGGGGUAGUCAUGGGAUGGCCUCAGAGGAGGAGCUGCUCCUCACCAAAAAGAUCUUCUGGGGCAUCUUUGAUUCCCUCUCCCAAAAGAAAUACGAGCAGGAGCUGUUUAAGAUGGCCAUGCCGUGCCUUAGCGCCAUAGCCGGAGCUCUUCCUCCCGACUACGUCGACGCCUCCUUCAGCACCCCCCUGGAGAAACCCGUCUCUGUGGACGCCCAGGGAAACUUUGACCCCAAACCCAUCUGCACUGCCAACAUCGCCCUGCCAGAGAAGCUGGAACACAUCGCCAACAAAUACGCAGAGCACAGCCAUGACAAAUGGUCUGCAGAGAAGGUCAUUCUAGGUUGGAAAUACGGAGACUGUAUUGAUGAGAAAUCAAAGACUCACCCUAUGCUGAGGUCAUACAAGUCCCUUACCGAAAAGGAAAAGGAGAUUUACCGUUGGCCUGUGAGGGAGUCGCUGAAAACCAUGUUGGCUAUGGCCUGGAACAUCGACAGGACGAAAGAGGGCGAAGUCACGUUUCAACAGCGUGAUACGGAGAAACUGCGUAAAAUCUCCCAGGUUUCUCAGGGGAAUGGAUACAGCCCAAGCCCACUGGAUAUGAGUAACGUGCUUCUCUCCAGAGAACUGCAGGCUAUGGUGGAGGUGAUGGCUGAAAACUAUCACAACAUUUGGGCUAAGAAAAAGAAGAAUGAACUUGGAUCCAGAGGUGGUGGGACUCACCCUCUGCUGGUUCCCUAUGAUACCCUGACUGCUAAAGAGAAGGCCAGAGACAGAGAGAAAGCCCAGGACCUCUUCCGCUUCCUCCAGAUUAACGGCUAUACCAUUACCAGGGGAAUGAGGGAUGUGGAGCAGGAUGCCUCGUCCAUGGAGAAGAGAUUCGCCUAUAAAUUCCUGAAGAAGCUCCUGAAAUAUGUGGACUCAGCACAGGAAUUCAUUGCCCAUCUGGAGGCCAUGGCAACGAGUGGAAAGAUGGACAAAUCACCGCAUGAACAAGAAAUCAAAUUUUUCGCUAAGGUGCUCCUCCCACUCAUAGACCAGUACUUUAAAAACCACUCCCUCUACUUCCUGUCAUCUCCCACCAAGAACCUGAGCAGCAGUGGCUACGCUUCCAACAAAGAGAAAGAGAUGGUCACCAGCCUGUUCUGUAAACUGGCUGCUCUAGUCAGACACAGGAUCUCUCUGUUUGGGAGCGACUCUGCCACCAUGGUCAGCUGUCUCCACAUUCUGGCACACACACUCGACACCAGGACUGUGAUGAAAUCGGGUUCUGAGCUGGUAAGGGCGGGCUUGCGGACCUUCUUCGAGAACGCGGCCGAGGACCUGGAGAAGACUCUGGAAAACCUGAAGCUGGGAAAGUUCACCCACUCUCGCAGUCAGAUGAAGGGCGUGUCCCAGAACAUUAAUUACACCACAGUGGCCCUGCUACCCAUACUCACUGCGCUGUUUGAACACAUCACUGAACAUCAGUUUGGAGUGGAUCUACUCUUGGAUGAUGUCCAGGUGUCCUGUUAUCGCAUCCUGACCAGCCUCUAUUCAUUAGGAACAGGAAAAAACAUCUACGUCGAAAGGCAGCUGCCUGCUCUGGGUGAAUGUUUGGCCACCCUGGCUGGAGCGAUGCCUGUCGCGUUCCUGGAGCCACACCUGAACUCACACAACCCAUGUUCUGUGUUUAACACCAAGACAGCCCGGGAGAGAGUCAUCCUGGGCAUGCCUGACACGGUGGACGAGAUGUGUCCUGAGAUUCCGCAUCUGGACGGUCUCAUGAAGGACAUUAACGACAUGUCCGAGUCGGGCGCACGCUACACGGAGAUGCCCCAUGUUAUCGAGGUCGUUUUACCCAUGCUCUGUAAUUACCUGUCCUAUUGGUGGGAGAGAGGUCCUGAGAACCAAUCAGGAAGCAGCGCUCCGGUCUGCUGCACCACUGUCACCUCGGAGCACCUCAGCGUCAUCCUUGGCAACAUUCUCAAGAUCCUCAACAGUAACCUGGGCAUUGACGAGGCCUCCUGGAUGAAGAGGAUCGCUGUGUACGCCCAGCCGAUCAUCAGCAAAGCGAGGGCGGACCUGCUGAAGACUCAUUUCCUGCCCACGCUGGAGAAGCUGAAGAAGAAGACGGUCAAGGUGGUGGCGGAGGAGGAGCUUCUGAAGGCUGACAGCAAGGGCGACACCCAGGAGGCGGAGCUUCUGAUCCUUGACGAGUUUGCCGUGCUCUGCAGGGACCUCUACGCCUUUUACCCCAUGCUUAUCCGCUACGUGGACAACAACAGGUCUCGAUGGCUUAAGGAGCCAGACACAGACUCCAACGAACUGUUCAGAAUGGUGGCCGAGAUCUUCAUUCUUUGGUGCAAAUCCCACAACUUCAAGAGAGAGGAGCAGAACUUUGUGGUGCAGAACGAGAUCAACAACUUGUCUUUCCUGACGGGCGACAGCAAGACCAAAAUGUCCAAGUCCUUUCUACCAAAGACGGGAGGUCAGGACCAAGAGAGGAAACAUAAGAAACGAAGAGGAGAGUUUUACUCAGUUCAGACCUCCCUCAUUGUCGCUGCCCUCAAGAAAAUGCUUCCCAUUGGCCUGAACAUGUGCACGCCCGGCGACCAGGAGCUCAUCUCAUUGGCUAAGACCCGCUAUGCCAUGAAAGACACAGAUGAGGAGGUCAGAGACCAUUUGCGAAAGAACCUGCACCUGCAGGAGAAGUCGGAGGAUCCAGCGGUCAGGUGGCAGUUGAACCUUUAUAAGGAUGUGAGGGUGAAGAGUGAGGAUUCUCCAGACCCUGAGCGGACUGUCAGUCGUAUCCAGAGCAUCUCUGCUGCCGUCUUCCACCUGGAACAGGUGGAGCAGCCGCUGAGGUCUAAGAAGUGUGUGUGGCAGAAGCUGUUGUCCAAACAGCGUAAACGUGCAGUGGUGGCCUGUUUCCGAAUGGCUCCUCUUUACAACCUGCCCAGGCAUCGCUCUAUUAAUCUCUUCCUCAUGGGGUAUCAGAGAAUUUGGAUAGAAACAGAGACCUACUCGUUUGAGGAGAAACUAGUACAGGACCUGGCUAGGACGCAGGUGAAAGUGGAAGAGGAGGAAGAGGAGGAGAGAGUGAAGCAGCCUGAUCCUCUACAUCAACUUAUUCUUCAUUUCAGUCAUAAUGCGCUUACAGAGAGGAAUUCUCUGGAAGAGGAUCCUUUAUAUAUAGCAUAUGCAGACAUGAUGGCAAAGAGUUGUGCAGAAGAUGAAGAGGAAGAGGAAGAGGAAGACGGAAAAGAAAAGACAUUUGAGGAAAAAGAGAUGGAGAAACAGAAGACGCUUUAUCAGCAGGCCAGGUUACAUGACAGGGGAGCCGCAGAGAUGGUCCUGCAGAUGAUCAGUGCCAGUAAAGGUCGACUGGGUCCAAUGGUAACCUACACUCUCAAACUGGGCAUCUCCAUACUGAAUGGCGGUAACAUUGUGGUCCAGCAGAAAAUGUUGGACUACCUGAAGGAAAAGCGAGAUGCAGGCUUCUUCAAAAGCUUAUCAGGGCUCAUGCAGUCAUGCAGUGUUCUGGACCUGAAUGCGUUCGAGAGACAGAAUAAAGCAGAAGGUCUGGGUAUGGUGACAGAGGAAGGCUCCAGUUCCAAGGUUUUACAGAACGAUGAGUUUACUAAGGACCUCUUUAGGUUCCUGCAGCUUCUGUGUGAAGGUCAUAACAAUGACUUCCAGAACUUUCUAAGGACUCAGACAGGGAACACCACUACAGUAAACAUAAUCAUCAGUACUGUGGACUACCUCCUCCGCCUUCAGGAGUCCAUCAGCGAUUUCUACUGGUAUUACUCUGGGAAAGAUGUGAUGGAUGAAGCAGGUCAGAGAAACUUCUCCAAGGCUCUAGCUGUGGCCAAACAGAUCUUCAACUCUCUCACUGAAUACAUCCAGGGUCCAUGUGUUGGUAACCAGCAGAGCCUGGCUCACAGUAGAUUAUGGGAUGCAGUGGUGGGUUUCCUACACGUUUUUGCCAACAUGCAGAUGAAGUUAUCCCAGGACUCCAGCCAGAUUGAGUUGCUGAAGGAGCUGAUGGACCUGCAGAAGGACAUGAUCGUCAUGAUGCUCUCCCUUCUGGAAGGUAAUGUUGUGAAUGGAACAAUUGGAAAACAGAUGGUGGACACCCUGGUGGAAUCUUCCAGCAACGUGGAGAUGAUCCUCAAGUUCUUCGACAUGUUCCUCAAACUGAAAGACCUCACCACGUCUGACAGCUUCAAAGAAUACGACCCGGAAAGCAAAGGAGUCAUUUCCAAAAAAGAGUUCCAAAAGUCCAUGGAAAGCCAGAAGCAGUAUUCCCAGUCCGAGAUCGAAUUCCUGCUCUCUUGCGCUGAGGCAGAUGAGAACGAUAUGUUUAACUAUGAGGAGUUCGUGACACGCUUCCACGAGCCCGCCAAAGAUAUCGGCUUCAACGUGGCCGUGUUGCUUACCAACCUGUCGGAGCACAUGCCCCAUGACAGCCGCCUCGCCAGCUUCCUGGAUCUUGCUGAGAGUGUUCUCAACUACUUUGAACCGUAUCUGGGUCGAAUUGAGAUCAUGGGCGGGGCCAAGCGUAUCGAGAGAGUCUACUUUGAGAUCAGCGAGUCGAGCAGGACCCAGUGGGAAAAACCGCAGGUCAAAGAGUCCAAGCGGCAGUUCAUCUUCGACGUGGUUAACGAGGGAGGCGAGUCUGAGAAGAUGGAACUGUUCGUGAACUUCUGCGAGGACACCAUCUUUGAGAUGCAGCUGGCCUCGCUCAUUUCCGAGCCGGACGCCGUCGAACGGCCAGAGGAGGACGAGGAGGAUUCUCAAAGCGUAGCGGAGGAGCCCGAAGAGGAAGAGGAGGAGAAUGUUCUGGAAUCUUCCUCCGCUUUCACAAUGGGCUGCAUGUCCAUGAGGAAGAGCCUGUCGAACUUCCGGCAGUUGCUUACCUUCAGGAGCAUGAGGAAACAGUACAAGAAGCUCCGAAAGAUGAGCAUUAAGGAGAUGAUCCGAGGUUUCUUCUCCUUCUUCUGGAUGAUCUUUACCGGAAUGUUCCGGUUCCUCUAUAACUUCGUAUGGGGUUUCUUCCACAUCUUGUGGUCCACCCUGUUUGGCGGUGGCCUCGUAGAAGGCGCCAAGAACAUGAAGGUGACAGACAUCCUCGGCAACAUGCCCGAUCCCACGCAGUUUGGUAUCCACGGCGACGUUCUGGAGACGGAGAAACUGGAGUUGUGCGAGUCGUCCUUGGUGGCGGAGAUGGGGCAGAUCGCCGUGGGGGAUAAGGUGGAAGUGGACCUGAUGUCCGAGCUGUUGAAUAUCCAGCCUAAGAAAGAGGGGGGCAAGCAUGGCAUGGAGCCUGGGCUGGGAGACGUGUCCGAGGUCGUUGGCGUUGAUGCCCCCUCCCUCGCUAGUGCUGUCCGACAGAAAAAAGCACAGGAAGCUGCAAGUAAACAGGCUGCUGAGACCGAUCCAAAGUCAGAGUCAGAGAAAACCGAUGCAGAGGAUGGAGAGAAGAAAGACGAGGACAAAGGUAAAGAACGCUCCUCCGUGGAACCCCCAGCAGAGGAGGACAAGAAGCCCACCAAAAAGAGACCAGGGCUGAAGAAGGAAGCUCCCCAGGCCUUCAUGGUCAGUUUUUUCGCCGGUUUGGACAUCUAUCAGACCAAGAUGCUGAAUUAUCUGGCCAGAAAUUUUUACAACUUGCGCUUCCUGGCCCUAUUUGUGGCAUUUGCUAUUAAUUUCAUCUUGCUCUUCUAUAAGGUGACAGGUGAGGACUCAGAGGAAGUGGACCCUUGGACAGGAGGAGGGAGUGAUGAAGAUGAUGAGGAAGGCGGCAUGGAAUACUUUGUGCUUCAGGAGAGUACGGGCUACAUGGCGCCAACGUUGCGUUUCCUGGCCGUUCUGCACACCAUCAUAUCUUUCCUCUGUGUGCUGGGAUACUAUUACUUAAAGGUCCCCUUGGUAGUGUUUAAACGAGAGAAGGAAAUUGCCCGUAAGCUGGAGUUUGAUGGCCUCUACAUUACUGAACAGCCCUCUGACGAUGACAUAAAAGGCCAAUGGGACAGACUGGUCAUUAAUACACCUUCCUUCCCCAACAAUUACUGGGACAAGUUUGUGAAGCGCAAGGUGAUAAAUAAGUAUGGAGAUUUGUAUGGGGCGGAGCGUAUCGCCGAACUACUGGGUCUGGAUAAGAGCGCCCUGGACUUUAACCCCACAAAGGAGACCAUAGUCAAGGAGGCCUCGCUCGUGUCUUGGUUGAGCUCCAUUGACACGAAAUACCAUAUUUGGAAAAUGGGCGUGGUGUUCACAGACAAUUCUUUCCUUUACCUAGUGUGGUACACCACCAUGUCCAUCCUGGGUCAUUACAACAACUUCUUCUUCGCCGCCCACCUGCUGGACAUCGCCAUGGGCUUCAAGACCCUCAGAACCAUCCUUUCCUCCGUCACGCACAACGGCAAACAGUUGGUGUUGACUGUUGGACUGUUGGCUGUGGUGGUGUACCUGUACACCGUGGUGGCUUUCAAUUUCUUCCGAAAGUUCUACAACAAGAGUGAAGACGAAGAAGAGCCGGAUAUGAAGUGCGACGAUAUGAUGACAUGUUACCUGUUCCACAUGUACGUGGGCGUGCGUGCGGGCGGCGGCAUAGGAGACGAGAUCGAGGAUCCGGCGGGAGACCCGUACGAGCUCUACCGCAUCCUGUUCGACAUCACCUUCUUCUUCUUCGUCAUCGUCAUCCUGCUGGCCAUCAUUCAGGGUCUGAUCAUCGAUGCCUUUGGAGAACUGAGAGACCAACAGGAGCAGGUGAAAGAGGACAUGGAGACCAAAUGCUUCAUCUGUGGCAUUGGAAACGACUACUUUGACACGACUCCUCACGGCUUUGAGACACACACGUUACAAGAGCACAACUUGGCGAACUAUCUGUUCUUCCUGAUGUACCUGAUCAACAAAGAUGAGACAGAGCACACGGGUCAGGAGUCUUAUGUGUGGAAGAUGUAUCAGGAAAGAUGCUGGGAUUUCUUCCCAGCUGGAGACUGUUUUCGGAAGCAGUAUGAGGAUCAGCUCGGUUAA
Messenger RNA from Chanos chanos (milkfish), 14418 nucleotides. Its product is annotated as ryanodine receptor 3. The transcript has 102 exons. NCBI's taxonomy places the organism in Eukaryota, Metazoa, Chordata, Actinopteri, Gonorynchiformes, Chanidae. Gene Ontology annotation, biological process: striated muscle contraction; release of sequestered calcium ion into cytosol by sarcoplasmic reticulum; intracellular calcium ion homeostasis. The record is from RefSeq and is a predicted model, not a curated record. Gene Ontology annotation, molecular function: ryanodine-sensitive calcium-release channel activity; calcium ion binding; protein binding. Gene Ontology annotation, cellular component: smooth endoplasmic reticulum; sarcolemma; sarcoplasmic reticulum membrane. Bases 1 to 14418 code for a protein of 4805 amino acids.